Helobdella robusta is the source of this 2895-nucleotide messenger RNA. RefSeq lists its product as hypothetical. The transcript has 2 exons. Lineage: Eukaryota; Metazoa; Annelida; Clitellata; Rhynchobdellida; Glossiphoniidae. The coding region runs from base 1 to 2895 and encodes 964 amino acids. Gene Ontology annotation, biological process: cell-matrix adhesion. The record is from RefSeq and is a predicted model, not a curated record.
AUGAAGUCAAUGAUCAUUUCCGUUUUCCUAAUUUUUUCCCAACUUUGUGUCAUCAAAGCAAAGCCAGAUUUCUACCCGUACGGACCUGCGAAUGGAGAUUCCGCCCUGGCUAAACAAGACGAUGCUUUUACGACAAUUAACAUCAAUUUUGAAUUUCCGUUUUUUGGGAAAACCUUCUCUCAGAUUCACAUAAGCACAAAUGGAAUUAUUUUUUUCGGACAAGGUAGCACUCAAUACGUGCCAACUCCUUUUCCAAUUAACGGUACACUAUCGGUUGCAGCAUACUGGGUUGACAGUGAUCCAAGAAUGGGUGGUGAUAUUUAUUACAGAGAAGAAUUUGAUCCUGCUAUAUUGAAUCAAAUAAAUAGAUUUAUAAAAAGUAAAUUUGUUCAGUUUAAUACGUUCACGAGCUCAUGGUCACUUAUUGUAACGUUUAGCAACGUCUCUAGAUUUGGUUGUCAAGGAAGUGCCGUAUAUCCAUGUCAAAACGUAGUCAACCAUCAAACCAUCCUAACUAGCAACGGCAUACAUUCGUUUGUAAUCUUCCUUUACGACAGACUGGAAUAUUCAAAUGCUCAGAUUGGAUUCAAUGCCGGUGAUGGAAAAAGAUUUUACCAGGUUGAUUACUCUAAUACGGUUAAUAUAUCAAAAUACGCUUUAGAAAAUAGUAAUGUUGGUUCUCCAGGUGAAUGGCUGUUUUCAAUAAGUGAUGAAAUUGCCUCUGCAUGCAAUUCAUUGGGAAUGCUGGAAAUUUAUCCUAUGAAAGUGCUAUAUUACGGACAGCAAGAUUUGUUCAUAAGUGGACCUUGUUUCGACGAGAGCAUAAAUGAAGUUGAUGUUAAAUUUGGGAAUGAAGAAAUAGUGAAAUGCCAAAAAGAAGGAAAACUUAAGCUUAAAUGUUUAACUCCGUAUUUUGAUUCCAGCAGCCGAAUUUCAAUUACAUUAGAAUACAAAAAUGUGUCAUACAAGACUUUUCUUCUGUCAUACGAUUUUAAAGAUUCGCUUGUGAAAAAUAUCUCAUAUUAUUUUCAUAAUGAAGGCGAGGAUAAUUAUCCAGCGUUUCAAUGGGAUCGGACGAUGUUUGACAUGGAAACCGUUGAGUUGCGAGGUCUAAAACAAAUCAUUAUGAGAGAUGAAAAUGGAAAUUUAAUUCAUGAAAAUAUAAAAUUUAUAAAAAAAAUUAAUAACACUGGAGUUUACAGCGUAACUUUAUUGGAAAACCAAUUAAACUUGAACGAUAAUAAUGGUCCAACUGCUUCAAAAGUUUUAGCUAACGUUGUCACGACUCGAUAUCUUUUAAACAUUUUUUCACGCGUAUUUGUAACUUAUCUAGCCAACAGAGUAUUUAAUGACAUAAUGUGCCAAAAUUGGUACAAUAAUGAAAAAGAUACUGGAGAAAUAAAUCGGAUUAAAGAAGAAGAAUCAAGAAGAAAUCCUUGUCAACCAACUGUGCCUGGCAACUUUCCAGAACAGCUAAACGGUUUUUCGAGAGACGAUGCAUGUAAUCCAACUCUUAGAGGAACUGCUGGUUGUUUUCUUUUUCAUAAUGGUGCUAAAGGGUGUUACAGAAGUACUAACAACCCAAACAACAUAGCUGUCCAGUGUUGCUACAAUAGUAACAACAUGUUAAUUGUUGGACCGCCAGGUGGAGGAACGUUGGAUUUAUAUGACUCCGAAAAAUCAAAAUGGGAACAUUUCAAAGUUGAUGUUUUACCAUACUUUCAAUGUUGCAUCUUUUCUGAUCAGUGUGACAAAUACUAUGAAAAACGACCUUCCGUUGAUUCCAGGCAUUACGUUCCACCACGUCCUGUGCCGGCCCGAGGUGAUCCGCAUUUCACUACGAUGGAUGGAACUUCUUACGAGUUCAAUCCGGUUGGAGAAUUCGUUUACUUGCAAGUACCAAACACCACGGUACAAGCGAGAAUUAAGCAGUACGUAGACAGGAACAAUGUACCCAAGCCGGCAAGCUACUUUGCCGCGUUCGCCAUAAAAAUUUACGACGACCUGACUUUACAGAUUGAGUUUACAGCUACAAAUAAAUUACAAUUAAAAGUUGAGGGUGUGAUUUGGGAUGAGGAAUCGUUAUCUUUACCGGAAGUUAGUGCAGUAAUCAACACCACCCUCAUCAGCCUGCACACAAUAACUGGACUCAGUUUUCAGUUUUACAACUUGAACAACAUGAUUCAUGUUAUAACAGCUUUACAACCCAGUCUUAAAGGACAAGUCUCUGGUUUGAUUGGAAAUUGGGAUGAUGAUCCGUCGAAUGAUUUCAUGCUGCCCAAUGGGACGUGGAUUCCAAAAACAUCCUCACCUGAAGACAUUCAUUUCAAAUUUGGCAUGUCGUGGGCAACAACUGAGAGGACAAGCAUUUUCAGCUAUCCUGAUGGUUUGAAAUGGAGUGAUUACCGAAAUUCGAACUUUGCUCCAUUCUUCGGUCAACCAACAAACUCCUACCCUCAGUGUGGCAACAACUCUCAAUGCAUAUUUGACGCGUUCGUUACAGGAGAUGUGAAUGUCGGAUUGACUAAUGUUGUCAUUCAACAGGCAAGUGACAGGCAAGUAGUGGAGUACCAACAAAUGAAAAAAACAUGUAUCUCAGUCAUAAACAUUCUUCAUGCUACUGUCAAUAUUCAGAACAAUAGCGAUUUCACUCGUGUCAGCUACUCAAUUGCGUGCAAACCUGGUUUUGUACUGAACGGCCCAUCCUUUGUUAGUUGUGUCGACGGAGAACUGAGUGGAGAGUUUGGGAGUUGUUCAGCCGUAUCAAUUGAUCUUCCUACAACUACAUUUUUUAGAACUACAUUCAUAUCAAAGGCUUUCCAAUCAAGUUCGCUCACUCCUACGUUAUUGGUUUUUGUUCUACUGAAUGUUGGGAUGUUGGUCGGCUGCCGUUGA